AUGCUUUCAGUACUUCGUCAAAAUGAUUAUAAUGUUCGUGGUCCAAGUAAACUAAAUAUUGCUGAGAAUCUGGCUGAGCCGACAGUCUUCGUCAUUGCAUUUUCAAAAAUUUGUGUAUGGAUUGUUGCAUUUAAUAUUGCCUAUUUGUUCCGUCUCCGUAACAUUGUCAUGUGGAUGUACCGAAUUUUGAACAAUUUCACGUUAAUUACCAUUGAAAUGGUAGUGGUACUAAAUAUUAUCUUCAUAAAUGUCUUUUGGCAAUUUUUUGGUAAUGGCGAUAAUACUAGCACAAAGGUCACAAAUUCGAGCUAUACUUCAAAAAGAAUCCUUAAGACUCGUGUUCUUCACGAGGUAUUUUGGUCUCCAAAGAAUGUAACUAUAUUCAGGUCUAGCCUGAACGAGUCGUCAAUUUCCUUCUUUGAACCAAGAAUUUUAUUGGAAGCGAUCCUGAGAACAAUCAUGAAUGAUACUCAUCUGACCUCAUGUGGUUCGUAUCUUGCAGAUCAAAGUCAGUUGCUUACAAAUAGUAAGCCUACAUUGGCCAGUAGGUUUGAAAUGUUACAGUCUCCUCUUCCACUGCAACUGAAUGAGAAUCAUUUGAUUCAGACUCUGUUUAAUGAACCAUCUCAGAGUUUAGUCGAGGACACCGAUCCAUUGCCAGUAUCUAGAUCCAAAUCUUACUUCUCUAAAAAAUUCUUCAAUCAAGCUAAAAGAGCAACAAAUGACAAUGAAUCAAUCACGUCAAGCAUUCAAAACGAAAAUGCCAUUGAGAUUAUUUCUAUUUCAAAAGAUAAUAAGAAGUAUUUUUAA
Messenger RNA from Dujonia railenensis, 810 nucleotides. Lineage: Eukaryota; Fungi; Ascomycota; Pichiomycetes; Serinales; Debaryomycetaceae. The record is from the annotation of a GenBank genome assembly.